Molecule: messenger RNA, 1080 nt
Organism: Indicator indicator
Lineage: Eukaryota; Metazoa; Chordata; Aves; Piciformes; Indicatoridae
Gene: B3GAT1
Product: beta-1,3-glucuronyltransferase 1
Exons: 4
Coding region: 1-1080 (359 amino acids)
Biological process (GO): carbohydrate metabolic process; chondroitin sulfate proteoglycan biosynthetic process
Cellular component (GO): Golgi membrane
Molecular function (GO): galactosylgalactosylxylosylprotein 3-beta-glucuronosyltransferase activity
Source: RefSeq, a predicted model, not a curated record
AUGUGCUCUGCUGUUCUGUCUCUGGGGUUUUCACUGUCAGGUAAUGAGGAGCUGUGGGUCCAGUCAGUCUUGGAGAUGCCGAAGAGACGAGACAUCCUGGCUAUCGUGCUGAUAGUUCUGCCCUGGACGCUGCUAAUCACCGUCUGGCACCAGAGCACCAUUGCUCCACUGCUUGCAGUGCACAAGGAUGAUGGUGGUGACUCCCGGCGUGAUCUCGCUGCAGGCUUGGACUCCAAGGAGUACUGCUUGUCGGAGAGGGACAUUGUGGAGGUGGUGAGGACAGAGUACGUUUACACCCGGCCGCCCCCGUGGUCAGACACCCUGCCCACCAUCCACGUGGUGACCCCCACCUACAGCCGGCCGGUGCAGAAGGCGGAGCUGACUCGGCUGGCCAACACCCUGCUGCAUGUGCCCAACCUGCACUGGAUCCUGGUGGAGGACUCGCAGCGCCGCACGCCGCUCAUCACCCGCCUGCUGCGGGACACGGGGCUCAACUACACACACCUCAACGUGGAGACCCCCCGCAACUACAAGCUGAGGGGGGACAUGAGGGAUCCCCGCAUCCCCCGGGGCACCAUGCAGAGGAACCUGGCCCUGAGGUGGCUGAGAGAGACCUUUAACAAAAACAACAGCCAGCCUGGCAUCGUUUACUUUGCUGAUGAUGAUAACACCUACAGCCUGGAGCUCUUCGAGGAGAUGCGCAGCACCAGGAAGGUGUCGGUGUGGCCGGUGGCCUUCGUCGGGGGCCUGCGCUACGAGUCGCCCAAAGUGAACGCUGCCGGGAGGGUCUACGGCUGGAAAACUGUGUUUGACCCCCACCGGCCCUUCGCCAUCGACAUGGCAGGCUUCGCUGUCAACCUCAGGCUCAUCCUCCAGCGCUCUCAGGCCUACUUCAAACUGCGAGGAGUCAAGGGAGGCUACCAGGAGAGCAGCCUGCUCCGGGAGCUCGUCACCCUGAAUGACCUCGAGCCGAAAGCUGCCAACUGCACCAAGAUCUUAGUCUGGCAUACAAGGACAGAAAAGCCUGUGCUGGUGAAUGAGGGGAAGAAAGGAUUCACAGAUCCCAAUGUGGAAAUCUGA